CCCAGUAAGGCCGAGUGUGCGAUCGCGCGGCGGAGCUCGGUGGCACAGACACGCACCAUGCUGCGGGAGCCGAGCGAGGGAGCCUCGCCGGGGUGCUUUUAACUCGCCAGAGGCGGAAAAGGAGGUGAGAUGCGGGCGCCGCGUUCAAAGGACCCCCACUGUUCUGUUUGUCUUCACUGUCAACAACAGUCCCGCAGCUGCAGCUCCGCUCACGCCUCUUUUCGCUUCAUUUAACGGCGCUGCACCGAGGAAAUCACUAGGACUAUGUGAGCAUCAUGCUUGCUGUGAGAUGCCUGCUGUUCGCUGCAGUGUGUGCACGGUGCUCCGUGACAGGUCUGAGGGAAUGGGCGAGUCUGGAGGGAAGGCUGCCGCCUGCAGAAGAGGUCGUGCAGCCCAAGCGGCUCCUGCAACAGAUCCACUCCCAGGAGGAGCUGCUCCACAGCCGCCUGGACACCCGGGUCAACAACUACACAGCCGGGGUGCAGCCCAUCCAUCUGGCCCAGAGCAGCUUCCUGGUGGAGGCCUUUGGCACAUCCUUCAUCCUUGACCUGGAACUCAACCACAACCUUCUGUCGACAGACUAUGUGGAGCGUCACUAUGACGAGGACGGGCAGCUGUCGCAGAAUGUGGGAGGAGAGCACUGCUACUACCAUGGGCGUGUGCGGGGGCUGCCGGGCUCCUGGGCUGCGCUGUCCACCUGCCAUGGCCUGCGGGGGAUGUUUUCUGACGGGAACUUCUCGUACGGCAUUGAACCCGUCGGCACUGGCGAGGAGCAGAAUGACCACAUUAUCUAUCGUAUGCCGGACAUCGACCUCUUUCCACCUCCCUGUCCAGGAUGCUCUGUGAACAGCACAGAACCUGAGGGGCAGACAGACGGCCACGGGGUAGGAGACGGGGAGCUGAAGGAUGGAGACGACUGGUCCGAAGAGGAGAAGCCCGUCUUUGCAGAAGUCCUGAGACGCUCUAAGAGACAAGUGAGGCGAGGCCAGCGCACCGUCCAGACAGAGACCAAGUACAUCGAGCUGAUGGUGGUCAACGACCAUGAACUGUUUGUGCAGCUCCGUCGUUCGGCCACUCAGACGAAGAACUUUGCCAAAGCGGUGGUGAACAUGGCCGAUGCGAUCUACAAGGAGCAGCUCAACACUCGCAUCGUCUUGGUGGCCAUGGAAACCUGGUCUGCUGAAAACAGGGUCUCUGUGGGCGAUGACGCCUUGCUCACCCUGCGCGACUUCAUGAAGUACAGGAAGGAGAGCAUCAAGGAGCGCUGCGACGCUGUUCACCUCUUCUCUGGGAGGACGUUCAUGAGCAGCCGCAGCGAGGCAGCCUAUAUUGGGGGCAUCUGCUCCGUCACCAGGGGUGGAGGCAUCAAUGAGUUUGGCAGUGUGGGUCCCAUGGCCAUCACAUUGUGUCAGAGUCUUGGCCAGAACAUCGGCAUGCUGAGAAACAAAGAGCGACCGGCUGCCGGAGAUUGCAGGUGUCCAGACCCAUGGCUGGGCUGCAUCAUGGAGGAUACAGGUUACUACCUGCCCAGGAAGUUCUCUCGCUGCAGUAUAGACGAGUACCUGCGCUUCCUCCAACAGGGAGGAGGCAGCUGUCUCUUCAACAAGCCCAGCAAGUUGUUAGACCCACCAGAGUGUGGGAACGGAUAUGUGGAGCUGGGAGAGGAAUGUGACUGUGGCUCUCUGGUUGAGUGUGCGCGGAGUGGAGCCAACUGCUGUAAGAAGUGUACCCUUACCCACAAUGCCAUGUGCAGCAACGGGCUCUGCUGCAGGGACUGCAAGUACGAGCUGAGAGGAGUGACGUGCCGUGAUGCUGUUAAUGACUGCGACAUUGCUGAGACCUGCACAGGAGACUCCAGUCAGUGUCCUCAUAAUGUCCACAAACUGGAUGGCUACAUGUGUGAUGCUGGACAGGGUCGCUGUUACGGAGGUCGCUGUAAGACCAGAGAUGGCCAGUGCAGGACUCUGUGGGGCUACAACUCAGCUGACAGGUUCUGCUAUGAAAAGCUGAACUCUGAGGGCACAGAGAAAGGAAACUGUGGCCCGGACACCAGUGGUCAGGGAUGGGUGCAGUGCAACAAGCAAGACGUUCUGUGUGGUUUGCUGCUAUGCACCAAUCUGACAGCCAAGCCUAGGUUUGGUGAACUGCAGGGGAAGCUCACCAGUCUGACCAUCCACCAUCAGAACAGAUACAUGGACUGCAGGGGCGGCCAUGCAGUGCUGGAUGACGGCUUGGAUCUGGGCUACGUGGAGGACGGGACGCCAUGUGGGCCGAACAUGAUGUGUUUGGAGCGUCGCUGCCUCCCAGUCACCACCUUCAACCUCAGCACCUGCCCAGGCUCCUCAUCCUCACGCAUCUGCUCCCACCACGGGACUUGCAGUAACGAGGUGAAGUGUAUCUGCGAUCCAGACUACACUGGGAAGGACUGCAGCGUGUUUGACCCCAUCCCCAUCCCUACUCCGCCAGAGGGUCCAGAGAAAUACAGAGGUCCCAGUGGUACCAAUAUCAUAAUAGGUUCGGUUGCUGGUGCAAUUCUGCUGGCAGCGAUAGUCCUGGGGGGAACUGGCUGGGGAUUUAAAAACAUCCGAAGAGGAAGAUCUUCGGGAGUUUGAUUCGUAUCUCUGUGCCGUCCUGUCUACCUUCCACUGUGUCCAGUUCACUCUGAGGAGACAAAACAAACAUGUCUUCCACAUCUGAGCCCUACGACCUUUUCUGUUUCCUUCUCCGAUUUCACUGGUGUUCUCCUCCUGGAAAGUCAAAUUAUUAUCAUCUCACUGUGGUAUGGAAGCCCUGAGGACAGAUUUGAAUCCUGUCAUAGAUCAUCUGGUUACAAAUGUCCAACUAUUAUUGCCUCUAUUUGUUUGUUUUUUGGUCCAGGACACACAUACAAGUGUGUUCACUCAACUUCUUUUCUCCUCCACUAGUUAAAGCUGCCCUUCGCCCAUAUCGACUGUUAUUGCUUUACCCCUUUAAGUGAUUUCAUGGACCGAGACCAUGCACUUCUCCUUGUCUGGACUGUUUUGGGGAUCCUUCUGUUAACAUAUUUAACCUCAUGGAGAACACAACCACCUCCUUUCAGUGGUGUGACUUAAAAACUGCAAUAGAUGUGUAGAAAUAUCACCAAAUAGUGAAUGUUGACAUUUUAUCUGUCUAGAUGAGGGUUAUUUUUGUGUGCUAGGCGUUUACACUCAACAGUAAUAGCCGUACUUAUGCUGCCUUUCGUUAUCAAACAGUAGUCCGUCCUAAAUCAAUGCUUCUACAUAAUAUGCAUUAAUGUAUGAAUGUAUAGUUCAGGCCUGCAAGGAAGCUAGUUGUGUCUCCGCUUUCCUGCAGCCAAGCUGGAUAGACAGUUGCACACGCACACACAGAAUGUUUCGUCCCGCUGUAUGAUAUGUAAUCCAUAUACAACCAAUAUGCAUACAAGUAUGCUGAACAUGGGUGCUGAUGUACAUAGUGUAUCAUAAGGUUGACUCAUUUAGACGGCAGCGACUCACUGCGGCUCUGAAUUGAAGCACAUGCAUGAAGAGAGAAGACUCUUCCUGCCUCUCAGCCUAAAACUGCUCGUUUUGAAGAUUUAAUCAGCGACGAAGGUUCAAGUCUUCGCAGUUUGUACGUGUCAGGGAAAUCUGAGCUCCCCGUGUUGGGGAGUUCCGAAAUGCAAAAUUAUGUCCCACAUCACAGAUUUCCAAGAUCAGAUUCAACCCAAGAUCUCCCUCAAUUCCACAUAUUUACAUUAAUAAUGAUUUGGCUUCUUUAGUAGUAAUGGCACAAAAAAAAAACACUUUUAAAGAUGCUUUAUCUCUAAAUGGCUUCAGAUAAUUUAA
Chelmon rostratus (copperband butterflyfish) is the source of this 3824-nucleotide messenger RNA. RefSeq names its product ADAM metallopeptidase domain 11 (gene adam11). Bases 276 to 2612 code for a protein of 778 amino acids. The transcript has 27 exons. The record is from RefSeq and is a predicted model, not a curated record. Gene Ontology annotation, biological process: proteolysis. NCBI's taxonomy places the organism in Eukaryota, Metazoa, Chordata, Actinopteri, Chaetodontiformes, Chaetodontidae. Gene Ontology annotation, molecular function: metalloendopeptidase activity.